This is a messenger RNA of Selaginella moellendorffii, 888 nucleotides long. RefSeq lists its product as uncharacterized. NCBI's taxonomy places the organism in Eukaryota, Viridiplantae, Streptophyta, Lycopodiopsida, Selaginellales, Selaginellaceae. The transcript is spliced from 6 exons. The record is from RefSeq and is a predicted model, not a curated record. Bases 1 to 657 code for a protein of 218 amino acids.
AUGGCUGGGAUCCCGAUCCCUUUCGCCGUGGGAGACGAAGUCGAGGAGAAGAGUUACAACCAUGGAUUUCGAGGAGCCUGGUUCCGCGCCAAGAUCGAGAAGAUCGAGCGCUUACGAAAGGAUGUUUACUGCACGCUGAGCUAUUUCGACUACGAAGGAGAGACUACGAUCCCGCUCUACCAGCAUCCUCCAGGCGUUCCACCGUCGGGAUGGAGGGAGAUCAUGCUAAGGCCCAAGUUCCCGGAGAUCCAGGUGAUCAGGAAGUGGAAAGAGGGCGACGAGGCCGACUAUCCGUGGAGGAGCGCUCGCUGGUAUGGCAAAGUCGUGCAAGUCAUCGACGAUCACACAGGAGUGUUCGAGGCCUCGAGUCCUCCAUAUGGCGAAGGCGGGCGCUACGUGGUUGCCUUGCACGAGCUUCGUCCGGCGCUAAACUGGUCUCCACGGGAUGGAUGGCAAGUUCCACUCAGCUCUCCUGCGAAGAUCGCCAACAACCGCAGCUCCUCCUGGGACAACGAGGAUUGCCUGGCGGCGCUCAGGGAGUGGGACUCGUGCUUCCGGCAGGCCAGGAAGCAUUGCUCGUGGAAUGCAGAGCGUGAAAAGGAUGACAACACCAAAGGAAGCCCUUCCAAGGAGGAAGGCUUGGAACUCACUGCCUAGAUUGAUCAAUCAAGGUCGCUGGAUCGAGUUAUAUAUACUAGCGCAGGUUUCCUUAUACGUAGCGAAGAGCAGGGAAACGUAGAGCUCUCUAAGUAGAAAACAAAGAAGAAGAGAAGGAAUCCUUCGUUUUUAGUUCUUUGUGGUGUUCCUUUUGUUGGUCCUUUGGAACAAAGCGGCAUUUGGCCAUUUGGUUCUGUUUGGACGAUCAAGCUUCGUGGAUUUCUUGCUUUA